This is a messenger RNA of Pseudophryne corroboree (corroboree frog), 2945 nucleotides long. It is a transcript of the gene CCDC124, whose product is annotated as coiled-coil domain containing 124. Gene Ontology annotation, molecular function: transcription coactivator activity. The transcript is spliced from 5 exons. NCBI's taxonomy places the organism in Eukaryota, Metazoa, Chordata, Amphibia, Anura, Myobatrachidae. Bases 231 to 884 code for a protein of 217 amino acids. The record is from RefSeq and is a predicted model, not a curated record. Gene Ontology annotation, biological process: transcription by RNA polymerase II. Gene Ontology annotation, cellular component: nucleus.
GAGUCUGAGAGUCUGAGAGUCUGGGAGAGCGUACACGCGCACCAUGAGCGCGCCUCCAUAGCACUCCGGCAGUGGGGCGCGCAUGACUCGAUGGUACCGGAAGAACUUGUCGCGUGUAGUGGCUGUGCUCCGGCGCUGACUGCUGAUCUCACUGAGCGACCGAAGUGGGGGCGGAAGCCGUGAAGAAUCCCAGGUGUGUGUCACAGACAGUGGGAGCAGGAGGCUAAGGGAUGCCCAAAAAGUUUCAGAGUGAAAACACCAAGUCUGCUGCUGCCCGUGCCCGGAAGGCUGAGGCAAAGGCUGUGGCUGAUGCAAAACGUCAGCAGGCGCUGGAAGAUGCAUUUUGGCAGGAUGACGACAAGCAUGUUAUGCGCAAAGGGCAGAGGAAGGAGGAAAAGGAAAAACGUCGUCUGGAGCAGUUAGAGAGAAAGAAGGAAAGCCAACGCUUGUUAGAUGAGGAGGAUGCCAGGCUUAAGAGUAAACAGGCAAAAGCUGCAGCACCCACUAAGGUGACAAAGGCUCAGAUAGAAGAAACUCUGCACAAAGAGGAGGAAGAAAAAGUACCUGUCGAAAAACCCAAGACACACCUAGACAUGCCACUGGAAGAAAAUGUAAACCGUCGCAUGUUGGAAGAAGGGGAGGUUGAAGCACGAUCUGUAGACGAUGCCAUUGCUGCACUAAGUGUCAGCAAGGAGCUUGACCGUCACCCUGAACGACGAUUAAAAGCUGCCUUCACAGCAUUUGAGGAAUUAAAUCUGCCACGUCUGAAGCAAGAGAAUCCUAAUAUGAGGCUGUCCCAGCUCAAACAACUUUUAAAGAAGGAAUGGAUGAAGUCUCCUGAGAAUCCCAUGAACCAACGACAUGCCACCUACAAUGCUCCCUAACCAGAUGCUGUUUGGACUUGAGGCGCUUUCACCCUUCUUCAUACCACUCCAAAGAGAGAAGACAGUAGCUGGACACACCUCUCAGGGAAGCUGGAGUAUGUGUAGGAUAUGUAGAUUGUACUUUGAACGGAAGACUUUUUUUUUUUUUUUUUUUUGGGGGGGGGGGGGGGGUGAUAUUUGUUCAUGUUAACAUAAAGCACCAUGGAAAAUGAGCUUUUAGAAAGAAAAAAAAAAGUUGUGUGUGCCACGUGGAUGACAAAAACGGUGAUGGAAAAUUAAUUAUUGUUAAUGUGAUUUUGAAAUGUAUAAAAUAUUAGUUUUUCAUACCAGGCUACCAUUGGUAUUGGAGUUGGUUAAAAUGUCCAAGGCUCUCAUGCAAAGAGAGCAUGGCAAAUUAUUUAACAGACAUAAUUACAGAACUGAUUUGUCAAUAAAUAUCAUGGUCAAAGCACUUAUUUAUUAGCACAGCUAUAACCAUUGAUGCUUAGAAAUAACUAAUAAUCUCAUUCCAUCUGACUUUUCUCUUUUAUAAGCAAUAGAAGUGUAGAAAAACUGCUGCUUUUUAUAUUCUGCAGAAUAUUUACAGCGUUUAAACUUUGUCAGAGGUGGUGUGUCCAUUACCGCACUUUUCAUCAAGUCAGUAUAGAAUUAUUUGUUCAUUUAUUUCCUUUUUAGUUGGUCAUUACCAACUGCCUGUGUUUCCCAAUUGAAAUAACUGAGGACUGGGAUUGUAUGAUUAUUAAUUUGUCAGAUUUAUUUACAGUGCCUAGGGCAGUUAACUCGAACUAAAGCCCUACCUGGUUUUAUCUUUCCCAUACAGUUUAAUCCCCUUUCACACUCACUUACAAUUUAUUGUGUGUAUAUGCAAAAGAAGGCUGUGCUAAGGGGGAAACACAAGAGGUAAGAUAAGGUCAGAAACAAGUACGUUUCAGUAAGUAUGGUGCCAUACAUGAAGACUACCUCACAACACUAGGCUUAUUUUCUAGAUACAAAAAACACUCUGUGUUUCACAUACAUUGACCUGUUUAAGUAAAAUGAGGGAGGGGGUUGGGGUUGUGAUAGCGUGCCAUUAAAAUGGAUGUAUACGCCACCAUAAAUGUGUUUUUAUUUGAUAUUCUGCUUUCCCCUCACCUUACUGAUCUUGACUAUACUUUCAUCUCUAAAAUUGCUACCUGCUUUAGAUAAAUUAUCUUCCUCUUUUUCUCAGUUCACCUAGACAUUGGGGGUCAUUCUGACCCGAUCGCACGCUGCAGUUUAUUGCAGCGGCGCGAUCGGGUCAGAACUGCGUCGGCGCAUGUCCGCUAAAGCUGCGCUGGCCGAGAGCUACUCCUAAAGUGCAAUAUCAUCACCGCUGUGCAAUGCUUUUGCACUUCUGCAGGGGGGGGGGCGGCACUGACAUGUGGGGCGUCCCCCCGCAUGUCUAUGGACAUGAUCGUAGCUUGCAGGGCUACGAUCAACUCGGAAUGACCACCAUUGUCUUAAGGAAACGGAUAAAUCAGAUAAUGUUUUGUUGAACCAAGACUUUUUAGCCAAGGAGUUGCUGAAGCGGUAAUACUCUAUUGCAGUGGUUCCUAAACUGUGUGCCUAGGCACCCUGGGGUGCCUCAGGACACUAGCAGGGGUGCCUUGGAUUGGUAGUCCAAGACCAAUUCAAACUAUUUUUGAGCAAAGUAACAGACAAAACCAGUGCUGGUAGCUGCCAAUAAUAAAAUAUGAGGACAUACAGAAGCAAAUAUUGUCCCGCAACGCACUAAGGAAACUGAGGAUGACACACAAACAUAAUUUACUUAUUAUUUUCUAAAAUUCUCAAAGAAACUUUUGACCUCAGGGUGCCAUGAAAAAAUGUUAAUACUCUAGGGCGCCAUGAUUAAAAAAAAGUUUGGGAACCACUGCUCUAUUGUAAGCUGCGGCAUGUCUACAGCAUCAGCAAAUUACAGUUUUAAAAGCUGGAAAAAUAUUUUAAAAAAAGAUGAUUAUGUGGUUGAAAAAUCUGUAGGUUAUCUGCAAAAAAUAUUUAAACAUAUUUGUAAAUAUUAAAUUUCCAUGACUGGUUACUAAAACA